Molecule: messenger RNA, 2532 nt
Organism: Synchytrium microbalum
Lineage: Eukaryota; Fungi; Chytridiomycota; Chytridiomycetes; Synchytriales; Synchytriaceae
Exons: 7
Coding region: 1-2532 (843 amino acids)
Cellular component (GO): centrosome; spindle pole
Source: RefSeq, a predicted model, not a curated record
AUGGCCUCAUCUAGUCAAACAGGCGACCUGCAAAACAAUUUGUUAAAGAUUCAGACAGAAUUACGACAUAUAAAGUAUCCGGGAACGAUUGAAGAAUACGGGUCAAAGAAGGGACAUCCAUCUGCAUUCCUCCCAUUAUUGCACUACAUUCUCUUGGAUUAUUCCCAACGUCUAGCAAGGAGAUUCGCGUCAUCUGGUUAUGAAUUGUAUGCUCAAAAGGACGCCAGAUUUGUUGAUUCUGUAUACAAACUCUUACGAGACCAAUUCGGAUAUCGACCGGCCCUGAGCAAGGAACAGUUUUUAACAACAGGCUUUGCCGAACGAAAGCUGAUACUAAUCGGAGACGUUAUUCGUCUGUGUCGUAAUCUCGACGUAGAUCUAGCUCGUGGCAUUGUGUCUGAUCCAGUACAGCCAAGCCAUAUCAUCGGAUCUGCCACUACUGCGUUGGGUCUUGUAGUAGCAGCCAACAUGGCCUCAGCGACACCGCCAGACAGUAAUGGCCCGUUGACGUCUCCACUGAGCAGAUCUCGACAACUCUCUGGACCAUUAGCAAACAAGACGGUUAAUGCACCACCUACUGCAUCAUCGAGUCUGAAGACAACACCGUCACGUCUAGUCCAACAACAAACAACAUCGACAACGACCAUGCCCAAUGGUAAAAGGACGGGAACUUCUAGGUCUACGUCGGAUUCGUCUCAUAUACCUUCUGCCGUGAAACCGCCUCAGCCUCAUCGAAAGCUUUCACCGUCAAGAUCGGCUGGAGUGGGUAAUAUACUAGUAGGAAACAACGUAAUGCUUUUACCGAAUAAAUCGCCGGAUGAAGUGUCGUCGUGGCCACGAUCUCAUCAAGAUGGUAAUAAUGCAUGGUCAUUGCUUAAACAAGUAGGAACGAGUGAUGUGCAACAGUCACACACGCAUUCGAGAUCACAAUCGCAUCAAAAUAUGAAUGACUCGUUUCCACAUUCAUAUCUGCAGAGUGCCGAAGGAGGAACUCUAGCAUCUUUAGAUUCGCCUUCUGAUCAAAUCGCAUCAUACAAUUAUAAUAAUAAUAAUAAUGUCCCAAGACCCAUAACAUCACACCCUCCGAUAAAUCAACGUGAGGAUAUCCCACCAAACCAUCGCCUAGAAGAGACGUAUAUAGAUGCUGAAUCUAUAGUAAAUCAUCCACCAUCUAGAUUCAUGGCUACAGAUGCAUGGUCUCUACAUGUAGCAGGCAAGUCAUCGUCACCGCGGAAGGGAUUCGCGGAUGGAUAUGACAAUGCAGCUGCAGCCCCGUCACCGACAAAUGGAAUCUUAUCUUACGAAUCACCCCAACGGCAGAUACUACGACCUAGUAUGCCAUCAGGCACUAAUUAUGCAUAUAAUACUUGGCAGAAUCCUGCACCUGGUGAACAGGAUGGGAGACUGCUGGAUGGAGAUUUGGACGGAGGGAAUGAUGCUUCGAUUGCUGUUGAACCUUCUGCACCACCGUUACCUCAUUCUGAUCUAUUGCCUCGCCAACCAAACCAGUCGUCAUAUAAAGCUGACGGACUCGAUUAUCCUCCACUAAGGAGAUCGAUACUUAAAACUGGAGAUUCGCCCCCACGACCUAUGUCAACAACAAUAGGCGAUGGUAGUAUUGGGAUACGUGGAGUGACAUAUCCUCAGACAUCACCGAAACGGUUUAGGAUUGAAGAACCGAACAAUAUACCGCAAAAGGACAUCCCUAGUUUGAAAUGGUCGACGAAUGUUAAUAAUAGUCAGAAUACUGCUGCUCAGUCGCAGCAACAGUAUCAACAGAGUAUUUAUUCAUCACAGAAUAAUGACUAUGGGUACAUAAAUCUUCUACCUCAAAGGCCGAGUGAUGAGACAAUAGCGAGCAGUAAAAGUAAUCAGGUGGAUGCGGACCAGCCUGGGCUAAUACGUAUGCUGAUGAGCAAGGUGGAGGACCUAACAAGAGCAAAUGUGCAACUACGUGUGGAGGUUGUCGGGAUGGCGAAACGAAUCGAUUCGUUAGAAAACAUCAUACAUUCGAAUGAUGAAUCGAUAGGGUUACGGUUAGCUAAACUAGAACGUGUGUAUCAGCAGCAGCAGCAACCAAUACCGCCGCCGCAUCCACUUCCACAGCUACAGCAACAACAUCCUUCAAGUGAGGAGAAGCGCACUGGUACCCAUUUGACGAAUGGCAAUGUUGCUGGAGUAGCUCUCAAGGAGUCGCACAAUGGCGGAAUGGAUGGCUCUAACAGUGGGUUGUCAUGGGUGCGGAAUCCAACAUUUGUACCCUCGACAUUAUCAUCAUCACUGUCUCGACAAGAUACUGUAGACUCUCAUGAACCUUGUCCUGCCUCUGAUAUUCGUCCAUCUGAAUCUCAACCAGAACGAAGAUUUGCUGCUGAUCCUGAUGAAUCUGCUGUAUCGCAUCAAAGGCCACUUUCUGAGCCUGGUUCUAGCUCUGCGACGGGUACAGCACAGACCAUUAAAAGGAUGGAAGAAAAGAUGCGUCAAUUACGAGAGCGCACUAAGGGGUACGGGUCCUCAAGAGGACCUACAUAA